AGUUUCCCACACCAGGACGAAAACACCUGCUGAAAUCUCGUCUCCAACGUUGUGAAAGGAUUGCUUUUGCUGGCACUCCCAACCUAAGCUUUCCGAGUAACCACAUUGGACAAGUAGACUCGAGAGUACGCAGCGACAGCGUCCACAUUUUUGGUGUUUUUACCACUACACUCCGAUACUCUACUUCACACGACGAUCGUGUACACUUGCAACAAAGGUUCCCCCAAAAUGCGUUCCAGCCUCUCUCUCGUCGCCAAAACAGGCGUGCUGCUUGCAACAGGUUCUCUUGCAAUCCAGACCAAGGCACCUGGAGGUGGUGCCAACACCCGCGUCCGCACCCAGUCGAAGUCCUGGAUGCAGAAAUGGAGUUCCAGCCCGGCAACGAAGUUAGCGAUUGGUGCUGCCGCGUCUCUGGGUAUGUUGUCGAACGCCGCGGCGGUUUCCGCGAACAGUCAGGGAGCAAGGGUGACCCCGGAAGAGAACCAGAAUGCGUUGAUGAACAUCGCUGGGUCGGAAACUGCUAUGGCCGACGCCUUUCACACCUUCGCUGCCAAGUUCAACAAACCGUAUGUCAGUGUGGUGGAAGGUACUGAGUUGGAAUUGUUUUUAUUCUUCCUACUGCGUGAUAGAUCACAUGACAGAAAUUAUCUGUGAUGCUGAACUUCCUAUGCAUGCUGCUGUGCACCACUGGAUGGAGACUGAUGAAAUUCAAAUUGAAAUUUGUUUCACAGCAUCAGGUUUCGCCUCUGCCUCUUCCUACGACUCGGCCGUCGAUGAGGCGCCGAAGGAAACGUCCCAUCAGGGCAUCGUCUUCAAGCCCGCCCCGGGAAUGGAACAGGAGUAUUUGGACAGACGGAACAUCUUCGAAGAUAACAUCAAGAAAGCCAUUAUGGAGAACAUGAAGUCCGAGGGGUCGAACAACAUCGACCGCGCGCGGUUCGGUAUCACGAAGUUCAUGGACCAGACUUCCGAAGAGUUUGCGAAGAAGUUUUUGGGCUUGGCGGUCACUGACGAAGCCAAGAAGGAGGUGUUGGGGAAGUUCGGAAAGAUUGGUAUGUUCAUUUUUUGCAGUUGUUCUCGAUGUAUUUUCAUAUGCCGCAAUUGUUUAUGGUGUGAUUUCACGUCGCAUAGACAAAAAUGGUCAUUUUCAACAUCUAAUCGCGACUGUAUAGUUAACUUUCUGCAACCUUUUGUAGCAGUCACGCACAGAUGGAUUUUUUGCAUCAUUUUGUGCUGAAACAAGAGGAAAAUCACAAACACGAGAAUGAUACACCGGCUCUUUCGCAGAAGUCUAUGCGAUCGAUUAGCUGGUGCAGUUGCACCAGAUAGUUUUAUAUUUCUGAUUACAGAUUCCUCUUCCCCCGCCUCCUCCUCCACCGCCAAGUACUUCAUGAAGCCGAAGUCCACCAUAUCACAGGAAAAAGUGUUAACGUUGCCGAAAUUUGUGAUGCAGCAAUGCAUCACUACACGUCCCACAAUUUGUCAUGCAUAGCAUGCAUCCCGGGCUACAUUUGUGAUGCAUGACUGCAAUCGGUGAAAACCGCUGACGUUAGCACUUUUUCCUGUGAUACACCAUGAAGGCCCUCCUUCCCUCCGGUUCCAAGGAUUGGGUCGAAGCCGGUAUGACAACGGAUGUGAAGGAUCAGGGGCAGUGCGGGUCCUGCUGUAUCCUGUGUAAAAACGUCCCCGCCUCAUAGUCAAGUUGGGAAAUCUGCAAUACAAAUCUCCAAGUUUUGGAAGUUGCGCAUGACAAGUUUCCAUCUGUAGUGUAUUUCUGGUUAGCAAGGGCAGCCGCGUGAGAAACCCAGCUUCUCAUCCUGUUUACAGCAUUACAAAUUCCAAAACGCGACUGAGAAUGGCUCUCAUGGAGAUGCGCAUUACAAGCGUUUCUGUCAUUGCGCAUUUGCGCGACAACUCUGGCUUGGGGACGCUUUUGCUGAGGAUAUGCUGGGCGUUUUCCACAGUGGAGCAGCUGGAAUCCAUGGCCCGCAUCGAGGGCAUCACAAGUGACUUCAUCGGCUCUCCUCAGGAACUAGUCUCCUGCGACCACCACGGAGACGAGGGGUGCAACGGCGGGCUGCCGGUGAACGCGUACGAGUGGCUGGAGGGAUAUCCACAGUAAAUUUCCUGUAGACGCACACAUGCGGUCGCUGCAUGGCAAAACUUGGCUUCGAUCCUAGUUUAGCAUGACAAGUUUCACACUCCAAAUUGGGGAAAUUUGUGAUGCACCUUUUACAUGUACGGGAAAUUUGUAUUGCAUAAGGGAAAACCGUUGGAAUCCGAGACAGACUACCCCUACAUGAGCGGAAUUACGCGACAGACCGGGAAGUGCACGAUGGACAAGUCGCUCGGGGAAUUCAAGGUAUGGAGGAAGAAAUUUUGCUUCACACGGGUGUUUUGUAUCACUAUCAGAGCUUAUACGUCUGCUUGUGGUUUCACCAUGACAACGUCUUGAUGACCAUUUUAAUGCGGUUGCAAACUGAGCUGAACUUCAACUUCUCGUGCGAAUCCCAAGCUGCAAAUUGAAACUUAUGAUGCGCAAGAACUACGAAACACAACUCUCAGGUCGUGUCUUACAAAACCGUCGCCGAGGACUCCUUGGACGAACCCAAACUCGUCGAUUACCUCCUCUCCUCCGGCCCUCUCUCCAUUGGUGUGGACGCCACGCAGUGGCAGCUGUACACUGGCGGUAUGAUGGACGCGGAUCAGUGCAAUGCGGAGCAACUGGACCACGCCGUGCAGGUGGUCAAGUACAUAUGCAACACAAAAGUAUAAUCGGUCCUAGUGGUGACUGCAUGACAGAUUUUUCAGAAAAAUCCGAAAUGGAACUAUACCUGUCAUGCAGAGUGGUCUCGCAAUCCAGAGUACAUCUGUGAUGCAUGAGUUCCAUUCCUGCGAUUGAUACUUUUGUCGAUUGGAUAGCAAACUGGCUCCGACGACUCUGCCAACGGCCCGUACUUAUCCUGUGCAAAAGUAUCGUACUCGUAUUGCAAUCAUGCAUUACAAAUCUUGUUCUUAAGCUAAAUCCGCAUUACAAAUUUCAUUUCUCAUGCUGAGGAAAUCUGUGAUGCAUUUAUACGAGUACGAUACUUUUGCAAUGCAUACUACUACACCGUCCGCAACUCCUGGAACACCGACUGGGGUGAGGACGGUUUUAUCCGCCUCACCGCCGGCGAGGACACCUGCAUGCUGACCGGCAUGGCGACGACGGUGGAUGUGGAGGCGGUGAGCAAGGAAGGGCCUGCUGAUGUGAAAACCCCGGGCGUCACGAUCGAGGAGCUGACCGACGAGGAUGUCGACAUGCUCAAGGAGAACACCAUGGUCGUGUAA
This is a messenger RNA of Amoebophrya sp. A120, 3330 nucleotides long. Lineage: Eukaryota; Dinophyceae; Syndiniales; Amoebophryaceae. The record is from the annotation of a GenBank genome assembly.